CAGACAUGGGGAUGAUAUUGAAACUUGUGGUGCAGAUUUUCUGCCUCAGCGUUGUAGCUUUCGCCAUACCCGUCAGCCUUCUCGAAGACAUCAAAGAUGCACAACUGCAAUCUCCAUUACGAGCUAACAAAGUUAAAAGAGCACAAGAAGUUUUGAUGUUUGGAAAUCAACAGAACAGAGCCGUGAAUACAUAUGGUAGUCCUAAACAAGAAAAAAGAGAUGUUGGAGAUAACUCAUUACCCGACGACGUUCCCACCUUGCCCAAUAUUAUACCUCAGAUGGAAGAACAGGGUUACGACAGCAAUCAGCUUGGUGCCGGGGAGAAGUAUGAGAAGUCAUAUCCCUACAUCAGCAGGGAACCUAAUUACGGGAUGUUAUUACGAAACGCAGCAUUAAAAGAAUCUCUUCAUAAUGAACCAGUUUUAGGAUAUGGUGACCUAUCAUUGUACAACAUGAUGGAUGCGAGGCGAAAACGUGAUGUGCACAAAGGAGGAACUACUACUAAAAACAGCUUCCGUUCAAAAAGAGAUUAUGAUCCAUACGAUUUAAGCCCUGAAGAGAUUAUAUCCCUCAUGAGAUUGUUGGAAUCUCAGAGAAGACAAACUGGCAGAGUUCAUGACCAAAGAAACAAUUGGCCUGGAUAUGGAGCAGAUUCUGAGGACUUUGAACUACCAGAACGACAUGAAGAAAAUGAAGUUGACAGUGACUCAAAUUUUAGCCAUAAUGGGGUCUGGAUGGAUGGGCCGAUUUCAUCAUUAAAUCAAAACCCACAUGACAGUGACUUUUGGCCAAGAAAAUUUAAGAGAUUUAUGGUUUCUAAGCGUCGUUCUGAUGAACCCCUUUCUCAGUUAAACUCCCCUUAUGAUUUUCCUGAGGGUGUACCUUUGCAGCGACGUUUUAUUUUAUAAAUAUGAGGCCUAUUGCAAAACAGCUCUAUGAAUAUAUUUUAUUAAAUACACAUUUAUAUAUUUAGGGU
Messenger RNA from Nezara viridula (southern green stink bug), 976 nucleotides. The record is from the annotation of a GenBank genome assembly. Lineage: Eukaryota; Metazoa; Arthropoda; Insecta; Hemiptera; Pentatomidae.